Messenger RNA from Amphimedon queenslandica, 502 nucleotides. RefSeq lists its product as uncharacterized. The transcript is spliced from 3 exons. Bases 160 to 483 code for a protein of 107 amino acids. NCBI's taxonomy places the organism in Eukaryota, Metazoa, Porifera, Demospongiae, Haplosclerida, Niphatidae. The record is from RefSeq and is a predicted model, not a curated record.
AUUGGCCAUAACAAUCAGAUGAUUCCAGUAAAAGAACUAGAUAUUAACUCCAGUACACUAGUAGAUAAGAAACUCACUAACAGUCUAAUGCCAAGAAGCUGCCUGCUUCUAAAAUAAUUAGCUGUCAAAACACUCUUCAAACUUUAUUUGAUUCUCAAUAUGAGUCAACCGAGAAGAACUGAAAAGGAUGACAUUAGCACCUCUAUGAGGACAGCAGCAAUGAAGAGAUCAAGAACAUGGAAAGAUCCUCAACAAAAGAAAUCAAAGAUCGGUUUGUCUUCAUAUUUUGAGCAUCUGUUUUUGUUGAAUAAUUUAGUAAAAGUGCCAUCCAUUGCUGCAUCGUCAUAUUGUCGGUUUACAACCUUCAAGAAUUGGCUUGAAUCUUCUCGAUUCUAUUUAAAAGAUGAGAUGACUAUUAUAGGCAGUGUAAAAGUGGUUGAUGACAUCACAAUGCACAUACCACUAAAUCAAACGCCUAGGUAAUUUCUGUGUUUCUGGGUGG